Naegleria fowleri is the source of this 1941-nucleotide messenger RNA. RefSeq lists its product as uncharacterized. The record is from RefSeq and is a predicted model, not a curated record. Lineage: Eukaryota; Heterolobosea; Eutetramitea; Acrasida; Naegleriidae. Bases 1 to 1941 code for a protein of 646 amino acids. The transcript has a single exon.
AUGCCUCCAACCACCAUUUUGGAGGACGAGGAUUCAUUGAUUAUUAUUCCUACAAAAAGACAAUCUGAGAGUAGUUGCAGCACCAGCGGUUCAAGUAAUAGUAGCUCCACCACGAAUCAUAACGGUCAUUAUCAUUUCCAUCAUCAGCCUACUCAAGCACACAACAUGAAUCAAUCCAUUCACACGAACGGAAAUGAAAACGAGUCCUCUCGGUUUGUCACCACACCGACUCAACUACAUCACCACAAAUACACAACGAAUGACCUUUGCUCACCGCCGGUUAUUUCCACCAGAAAUAGAUCAACAUCAUCCUCCGUUGCUCUACAUUCUAAUACCAACAACAACAACAGCAGCAACCAAAACGUUCAGAACACAACUACUAGUACAGGAGGCAAUUACUUCUCUCAUCACCAUCAUCACCACCAUGACAGGGAUAUCAUCCAUCCACCAUCAUUGUCGUCAUCAUCAGAUUCAUCAUGUAUUGAAAAUUCCAAUAGUCACCACCACCACCUCCAGGACCAUACAACGUGCAUCUCCGAUACUUGCUCAAGCACGCUCAAUUCAUUGGUCUCAUCACCAACUGGCACUACUUGUAGUACCCUCUCAAAUUCUUCCACCUCUUCAUUAACGUCACUGUUGGAGUUUCAGCAGCAACCACCAGUUAUUUCAUCAUCAUGGCCAAACAUGGUGCUACCCACACAGUCACAAGGUGUUGCAUCAGGUAACGGCGGCUCUACUACUACUACUACUACUACUACUACAACUGGCAGGUCAAUAACUACUGCUGCUUCUGUCCAACAAAAUCUCACCAUUCAUUAUCCACAAUACACCAUUCCAUCCCUGAAAGAAUUGUUUGUCACUCGGCACGGAGAGAAGACCUCUCAAUUGAUCAAGUAUGGAACUGGUCUUCAUGGACUUGCCUCACCAACAUCACCUCCCUCAUCGGCUUCCUCAGCGGAAACACCAAGCACACCGAUAGACGUGAAUGGGGAUUAUGAUGCAGAUCCACCUUUAACAGAAAGAGGUCGGCUGUGUGCUAAAUUAUUUGGACAAAACUUUUACCUCAAAUAUCUUGUUAAAAAAGUGGAGCAAGCACAAUUCACUAAUUCCUGUGAUGAAAACGUUUCAAAAACACUCCAGAUAUACACCUCACCUUUUCAUAGAUGCCUUCAAACAACCGAGCAAAUUGUCAAAAGUAUUUCGGAGGAAAGUGAGAGGGAUGGGAAAAAGUUUAAUAUUGAAGUUUACAUUGACUUUGGACUGAUGGAAUUUUAUGGUUUGAAACGAAAAUGGACACUGGAUAUGAUGCCUCCAAACAUUGAUCAGAUUAGACUGGAAUUUCCAUUUUUAAGCAAGUUUAUGGUAGACAAAUUUUGUAAUGAGGAGUUGAAUUUGGAGGGGCUCUAUUUUUCUCUUAAUCCUCAAAACUAUAUCAGUUAUUUUACGGAGAAGAAUACAAUGGAACUGAUGUAUGACUUAAUUCGCAGAGUGAGAGGAACUUUUUACAAUGUUGAAAAUAAUGUCAAAAAGAUAAGAACUGAGAAUGCAGAACCCACAGUUCUACUUGUGACACAUGCAGCGACAAUGAUCCGAAUUGUUGAGGAAUUAAUUGGAAUUUACCACAAAACUCCACUCUCGGAACGAACCAAUGUUAAAGCCUCUAUUUGUGGACUCUCUCACUUGAAGAGAGAAUGCGCACCCAAAGAGACUGCAUCCAAUCAGCCUACCAAUGAACGAAUUGCAGUCAAUACUACCACCACUACUGUCACAACCACACAUUCUACAACAGCAAUGACAUCACCUAAUGACCCACCAUUGUCACCGUGGAGUUUGAUUACCAACAAUGAUAUUUCAUUCAUGGAGACCUUUGAGUCGAAAACGAGUCAGCGUUCUCUUCAAUACUAUCAAAUUGAUUCAUCCCAUUAUGUAAAUAGAAAGUAG